Molecule: messenger RNA, 372 nt
Organism: Solanum stenotomum
Lineage: Eukaryota; Viridiplantae; Streptophyta; Magnoliopsida; Solanales; Solanaceae
Product: 60S acidic ribosomal protein P2-like
Exons: 1
Coding region: 1-336 (111 amino acids)
Biological process (GO): cytoplasmic translational elongation
Cellular component (GO): ribosome; cytosolic large ribosomal subunit
Molecular function (GO): structural constituent of ribosome
Source: RefSeq, a predicted model, not a curated record
AUGAAGGUGAUCGCCACCUACUUGUUGGCGGUGUUGGGUGGAAACACCAAUCCCACGGCGGAGGAUUUGAAAGCAAUUCUCUCCUCCGUCGGAGCGGAAGCUGAUGAUACAAAAAUUGAGUUAUUAUUAUCUCAAGUCAAAGGAAGAGACCUUGCUGAACUUAUCGCUGCCGGAAGAGAGAAGCUAGCUUCAGUGCCUUCCGGUGGUGGUGUUGUGGUAGCUAGUGGUGGUGGUGGUGCUGCUGCAGCGGUGGCGGAGAAGAAAGAGGAGGAAAAGAAAGUGGAAGAGAAAGAAGAGUCUGAUGAAGAGGAUUUUGUUCUUGAUAUCUUUGGUUAGACGAAGGAGUUUAAGUUUUAUGCGCUGACAGUAUAA